AAAAAUCACGCUCCGCAUUCAUCUCUCAACAGUGCAAGACAGACCGAAGUGUGUUUCAAAUAACUGCUUUUGGGAAAGCAAACUUACUUUAACUCAAGUUUUUAAAUGAAAAGGAUAGCGCUCGUUUCCAAACGUCAUCCAAGAAGCACAAGGUUUUGAGUUCCAGCUAAUUUGUUCGGGAAAUCAGGUGCUCCCCUCUCCCCCAUCCUGUCCUCUCUGCAUGGUCAUGUUCUGCUGUUGCUACCCCUCCAGCACCUCAGCUCUCCUGUUAGUCCUCCUCAGCCUCACCCCCUUGCCGGCCCUGGCUGCUCCUGCACUUCAGCAGAGAUCUUCAAUCAGCAGCAUCGAUGAGGCUCUCCACUUGGCAAAAGAGGACCCGGGGGCAACAGAAGGAGAUGCUUGGACACACAGGAAAGUGGACAGCCUGCUCCAGAAACCCCUGGGACAGGAACUUGUUUCAAAUAUGGACUCUGCCAGUGCUCUAGCCUCAGUUCUACUUGAGGCGCUUGACCACCCAGUUAGAGAGAAGAUGGCCCAGGGGAAUUCUGAAGAAGCACUCCUGAUAGAGGCGACAAGGAAUCAGGCAGUGAUGGAGCAGGACAUGGAAAAUCAUCAGAGUCAGUUCAUCAAGAACAGUGUGAAUACGGUUAAAGCAGUGGAUGGAGAACUGCAGAGUCAGUCUGACGUAGCCUCCUCCCUCCAACGCAAAGCCAGGGGUUAUUUCCAAAAUAUUGACCUAGGACUGCAAGACAAUGAGAUCCUCCCACCUUUGAAAGGCUACAAAGCCUAUAACCAGCAGCUGGCCCAGGCCACUAAGAAGCUGAAGUGGCAGGAGGAGCGAACAAAAAGCCCAUCGCAGCUUGAAAGAAACUUUAUGGAUGAUUUUGACUUUGUAGAAGAGGAGGAGGAAGAGAUUCUGACCCGCAAGGAGGAAGAGGCACGGGCAAGGGCAGAGCAGGAGGAGGUAAGGCGGCAGGAGGCAGAAGCACAGGAGGCUCGUGAGGAGGAGCAGAGACUGGCAGACAUCGCCUCUGAUAUGCUUCUGGAGUACAUGGGCAGAAAGCAGAAAUCCUCCUCCUACAUGAGAGACAUGAAUGAGGUGGCUCUUCUGAACAACGUAGCAGAGGAUAAACGCUCGAAUGAGGUAGAGGACAGUGAUGAUGAUGAUGAGAUGGAUCCCCAAACCAUCGAUAAGCUGAUCGAGAUCUCCAGCAAGCUGCACUUGCCUGCUGAUGAUGUGGUUGAAAUAAUCAGUGAUGUUCAGGAGAAGAAGAAAAAAAGGAAGGAUUUACCCCCGAACAACACCCCUCGUUUCCGUCCUCUAGUUCCCCUCAAAGCCAAGCCAAGGCCUCAGGCAUAUCAGUAUCCCAAGUCACCUAAGAAAUCCUCUUACACAGUCGAUCCAUAUAAGAAAUGGUACAAGGAGAAAAACAAAAGCAAGUUCAACAAACAGGACUACUGGUUUAAGCCGCAGAAGCAGUUUCUGGCCUAUCCCUCGUUCCCCUAUUAUCAGAAGCCAUAUCGAGCCUACUACCCAGUCUACUUCCCGGCUCCUAAACCUCGGUUCUAUACAAAUCCUGCUCUGUCAUUUGAUUACAACUUUGGGGGCUCCAUGGGGUACGGUCUGAAGCCUCCAAACCGCAGGUACAGAGACAGGCCCAAGACGAGGGACUGGAAGUGGGCGCAAGCCCCUCAGCGCCCCCAGAGCCCCUACCCACAACCUGACACUGUCAUAUCUAAUUACAUUCUCCCUCAUCCCCGAACUUACCAGGCUCUCCCCAUGCCAAAACCACGCUCUCCUCCGAGUGGGAGAGCACCUUCUUACAUUUAUCCACCAGACUAUGUGUACGAUGAGCCGGAGUCUCCACAGGAAAGUGACGAAGAACUGGAGAACUUCAUUGAGAAGAUUUAUUACAACCGUAGGUUAUUUUAGACAGUUGGAGAGUUCAGGAUUUUCUCAAGCGAUGAAUCAAGCGAUGAAAGAGUAAGGAGAAAAAGCUGACAGGGGGUUUGAGUGA
Danio aesculapii is the source of this 2018-nucleotide messenger RNA. RefSeq lists its product as uncharacterized. Bases 221 to 1933 code for a protein of 570 amino acids. The record is from RefSeq and is a predicted model, not a curated record. NCBI's taxonomy places the organism in Eukaryota, Metazoa, Chordata, Actinopteri, Cypriniformes, Danionidae. The transcript has 3 exons. Gene Ontology annotation, molecular function: neuropeptide hormone activity.